AUGCCCGAGGGGCUUCCGCUAGAUUAUGACCAAGCGCUAAAUGGGACGAUGGCAGCCUAUGCGCAACAGAUAGUCAUAUGUACGGGACAAAGAGAUUGGACAAGUCGCAUUGAAGAUGAUGGGAAGGACCAAAGCUGGGGAGAGCUUGUCAGGGGUUUGAAGGGCCUAAUGGGCCGGGGGGGCAUAUACGCGGAUCCGUUCAAUAAUAUUAUGAUUUCCAAUUCUUCUUUGUCGCCCUCUCCCAGCUCUCCUCCCUCUGCCAACACCGCCUCGGCCUUCCUCUUCCCUAGCUUCAAAUACUUCCCUUCGAUCCCUGUCCAGGCCCCAGAACCAUCGAAUACAAUCCCUGACCUCUCGACAUUCGUAGAGGCGUUUCUUCUCCCUACAAGACUCAGCGCAAUGGCUGAGUCCCUCCCCGAAUCCCGACAGCAUGAUCUACUCCGCAAGCCCGAGUUAGCAUCUAAAUUCCCAGACGCGGUCGAGCUACACCACUCCCCAGUCAUCCUGAUAUGUGGUCAUGGCGGCCGGGACAUGCGAUGCGGGGUGAUGGCGCCAGUUCUAGAAAAGCAGUUUCAGGAGGUUUUAGAAGCUAGGGGAAUAUUCACAUCUCCCGGCACGGACGAAGGCGUCGUUGAUAGUCCCGAUCGUGCUUAUAUCGGACUAAUCAGUCAUAUCGGCGGACACAAAUAUGCUGGUAACGUCAUUGUAUAUAUCCCUAACGGCAUGAAGUAUGGAGAUUCGACUGUUCCUCAUCCGCUGGCGGGCAAGGGUAUCUGGUAUGGACGUAUCGAGCCAAGGCAUGUUGAAGGCAUUGUGGAGGAGACCAUAUUGAAUGGAAGGGUGGUAUCGGAUCACUUUAGAGGAGGGAUAGACCAAGAUGGGACUAUUUUGCGAUUAUAG
This is a messenger RNA of Aspergillus ochraceoroseus IBT 24754, 900 nucleotides long. RefSeq names its product sucrase/ferredoxin-like domain-containing protein. The record is from RefSeq and is a predicted model, not a curated record. The transcript has 2 exons. Lineage: Eukaryota; Fungi; Ascomycota; Eurotiomycetes; Eurotiales; Aspergillaceae. The coding region runs from base 1 to 900 and encodes 299 amino acids.